AUGGAGCCCAACGGGACGGCGGCGGCGGGGGACAACGGGACGGCGGCGGCGGCGGGCGGCGGGGGAGCCCCCGGGAGCGGCCCCCUGCUCAUCCCCUCGGCCUUCGGGACGGUGCUGUCGGUGAUGUACGUGGCCGGGGUGGCCGGCAAUGUCUACACGCUGGUGGUGAUGUGCCACUCGGCGCGCUGCGCCGCCCCCAUGUACAGCUCCAUCGUCAGCCUGGCCCUGGCCGACCUGCUCUACCUCUCCACCAUCCCCUUCAUCGUCUGCACCUACCUGGCCCAGGACUGGUACUUCGGGGACCUGGGCUGCCGCAUCCUGCUCAGCCUGGACCUGCUCACCAUGCACGCCAGCAUCUUCACCCUGACCCUCAUGUGCACCGAGCGCUACCUGGCCGUCACCCGGCCCCUGGACACCCUGAAGCGGUCGCGGGGCUACCGGAAGGUCACGGCGGGGGCCGUGUGGUCGGUGUCGCUGCUGCUCACGCUGCCCAUGAUGCUGAUGGUCACGCUGACCGAGGGGGGCAAGGCAGAGGGCAAGGUGAAGAGGAUGUGUGCGCCCACCUGGAGCGUGGACGCCUACAGGACCUACCUGACCGUGCUCUUCAGCACCAGCAUCAUGGCCCCGGGCAUCAUCAUCGGCUUCCUCUACACGCGCCUGGCCAGGACCUACCUGGAGUCCCAGAGGAACCCCCCCCACAAGGAGAAGAGCAAGAGGUCCCCCCGGCAGAAGGUCCUCAUCAUGAUUUUCAGCAUCGUGCUGGUCUUCUGGGCCUGCUUCCUGCCCUUUUGGAUCUGGCAGCUGGUGCGCCUCUACAGCAGCUCCCUGCAUCUCACCACCCAAACCCAGAAGUGCAUUAACUACCUGGUGACCUGCCUGACCUACAGCAACAGCUGCAUCAACCCUUUCCUCUACACCCUGCUCACCAAAAACUACCGGGAGUACCUGCGCAACCGGCACCGCAACUUCUACAGGUUCACGUCGUCCUUCCGCAAGAGGGGCUCCAACCUGCAGUGCUCCUGGGGCCGCUCCAUGUCCUCCAGCAACCAGUAUGACUACAGCUCCGAGGCGCUGGGCAUGGCCACGCUCAAGGACAAGUGAGGAAGAGGAGGCGCUGCCAACACGCAGAGAGCAGCAGAGCGUCCGGCCAAGGUAGGGCUGCGGGGACCCCCUGGCCCUGAAGGGUUCUGAAAUCUCGUUUUUGGUGCUCUCUCUCUCUGGAGAGGGGCAAGAAGUUGUGUGGAUCCGAGUGCUGCUGAUGAGUCUGGAGUUCCAUCCGGCUGAGGGAUGUUGAGGGGGGUCCUGCCAGGAGCCAGCAGCUGUUUGGGACAAAUCCUGCAGGGUUUGGGGUGCAGAAGAUGAGGUGGAUGUUCUGCUCGGUUCUGCCAUGAACUGGUUUCACGCCUGGCUGAGUUUCGGCUCCAGCCCCUCACAUCGUGUGGUUUCUCAGUGCUGUCCUGGGGCUGCAGCUGGGUCAGAGCUGCAGAAAUCUGAAAUUGGCCCUGCAGGGUUUGGGGUGCAGAGGAUGAGGUGGAUGUUCUGCUGAAGGUUGUGCCAUGAACUGCUUUCACACCUGGCUGAUUUCGGC
Melospiza georgiana is the source of this 1588-nucleotide messenger RNA. Its product is annotated as urotensin-2 receptor-like. Lineage: Eukaryota; Metazoa; Chordata; Aves; Passeriformes; Passerellidae. Gene Ontology annotation, biological process: neuropeptide signaling pathway; regulation of blood pressure; blood vessel diameter maintenance. The record is from RefSeq and is a predicted model, not a curated record. The transcript has a single exon. Gene Ontology annotation, molecular function: urotensin II receptor activity. Bases 1 to 1101 code for a protein of 366 amino acids. Gene Ontology annotation, cellular component: membrane.